UGGAGCCAAUGCAGCGAGAGAACCCAGACAAGCAUAAAGAGGGCCAGUAUAUAUGAGCAGCCUGCAGUGUUUUUGGGGGUUGUUUCACAGCAGCACAAGGUGUGCCACAGGGUUCUGGACAUGGCUCGUCUGGCGCUCUCUGUCCUCCUCUUUCUCAGCUUCUCCCUGCUCUGCUUCUGUCGACCGUCUCGCACCAGGAAAGCCGUGUCCCCUCGGCCGUCUGGAGGCGCAGCUGGAGCGGAGGAUGACGAUGUGAGGGCCCAGCUCGAGAGGUUGUGGCAGGAGGUGAACUCGCUGAAAGAGAUGCAGGCAUUACAGACAGUGUGUCUUCGAGGCAUUAAGGCUCACAGGAAGUGUUAUCUUACAAUUGAGGAACCCAAACAUUACCAUGAGGCAAAUGAAGACUGCAUUGCUCAGGGAGGAACUCUUGCAACACCACGAGACGUGAUGGAAAACAACGAACUGAGAGACUACGCGAAGCGGAGUGCUUCUGGUUCCAGGGACUUCUGGAUCGGUGUGGCUGACAUAGUGAAAGAAGGCCAGUAUGUUGAUGUCAACAGCUUGCCAGUCACCUACCUCAACUGGGAUCGCUCCAAGAAGCAGCCCACAGGAACAAAGAGGGAGAGCUGUGUUGCUCUCUCAGUAGCAGCACACGGAAAGUGGUAUGAUGAGGUAUGCCGCAGUCUCAAAAAGUACAUCUGUGAAUAUGUCAUUCCUUGAAGGUGCUGCUGAAAGGCUGAUUGAAACCAUUACAAUGUGUGAUCAACUCAUGAUGGAAACGUUUUUUUAAUAAGAUGACAAAAAUAUAUUGUAUUAAUUGCAUUAAGAGCCUUGUGAUAUCAGUAAUUUGUCAAUUUCUACAGGUGCUUAAUAGCUAUGGACAGUUUCAUAUUUAAGGUAGUUCAAAAUUCUAAACUGAUGUUUAAACAGAGAGAGAAUUUAAAAAUUCUACACGAAAUAAAGGAAAUAUUAUUAAAUUUCAACUUAUUUGUGAUGUUUUUAUUUUGUUCGUGCAUGUUUUAGAUUUUUUGACCAUCUAUUUACAGUACCAAUCAUUCCAUUGUUAUUGUACCUGACAAUGAAUCCCUUGUUACGUCUUUACUGCUGACAACUGAUAAGGAGUGUUUUUGUUUCUACCUCCUGGGUCUUUACCAUGAAACUUGUCCCGAAAUGAAUCCUGACCAA
This is a messenger RNA of Menidia menidia (Atlantic silverside), 1185 nucleotides long. The record is from the annotation of a GenBank genome assembly. NCBI's taxonomy places the organism in Eukaryota, Metazoa, Chordata, Actinopteri, Atheriniformes, Atherinopsidae.